Prunus mume (Japanese apricot) is the source of this 2465-nucleotide messenger RNA. The record is from RefSeq and is a predicted model, not a curated record. Lineage: Eukaryota; Viridiplantae; Streptophyta; Magnoliopsida; Rosales; Rosaceae.
AAGACUGAACUAAAGAAGGAAGGAAAUGGAUGAUGCUGAAGGAAGAAGAGAGGAGAAGAAAAUGAGGGAAGGUAUGAUAAUCAGUACGGGACUGAAAACAGUAGUGGAAGCCAUUCACGCAAGCCCCACGCAGUCCGUCCUCUAUCUCUCUGGCGGAGCCUCUCAGGCUGUUGCGUGGCUGCUAUCCGUUCCUGGAGCCUCAAGCACAGUCCUCGAAGCCGUGGUGCCCUACUCCAGAAUGUCUAUGAUCCAGUUACUCGGGAAGAUUCCGAACCAGUUUUGUAGCUCACACACUGCUGAAGAAAUGGCUUUGUUGGCCUACAAUCGCGCUCUCAAGCUCUCCUCACCAGGUUCUCCGGUUGUUGGUGUGGGUUUUACUGGUACUUUGGCUACCUCACGGCCUACAAGGGGUCUUCAUGCUUUUUUCUUGAUGUAUAGGCUUCACUUGUCAACAAGGACAUCUGACAGACUCUGGGUAUCAAUGGUGACCCUUUCUAAGGGUUUACGAAAUCGAGAGGAAGAAGAUAUGGUUGCAAGUCAUCUUUUACUCAAGGCAAUUGCAAAUGCAUGUAAAGUUCCCGGAACAUUUGUUUCAGAGCUCACUGACUCCGAAGUACCUGAUGAAUGUGAAAAGCAGUUCAGUGAAGAUGAAGAGUUGGAGCAACUUAUAAAUGGGCAAAUAUGCUUUAAGGUUUAUCCAUUUUCGAGUGAGCCACACAUGUCAACUGCAGAAAGGAAGAUAAUACUGUCUGGUUCUUUUAAUCCAUUACAUGAAGGUCACAUGAAGCUCUUGAAGGUUGCUACUAGCUUAUGUGGCAAUAGCUACCCAUGCUUUGAAAUAUCAGCAGUCAAUGCUGACAAACCUCCACUUUCAACAUCACAAAUCAAAGAUCGUGUCAAGCAGUUUGAGAACGUUGGAGAAACAGUAAUUAUAUCCAAUCAGCCAUACUUUUAUAAGAAAGCUGAACUUUUCCCAGGCAGUGCUUUUGUGAUUGGUGCUGACACAGCAGAAAGGCUGAUUAAUCCCAAAUACUAUGACGGGGACUACAAGAAGAUGCUGGAGAUACUUGUUGGAUGCAAGAAAACAGGGUCCACUUUUCUCGUGGGUGGUCGUAAUGUGGAUGGUGUUUUCAAGGUUCUUGAAGAUUUUGAUAUUCCAGAGGAGUUAAGAGAUAUGUUCAUCUCAAUACCAGAAGAGAAGUUCCGCAUGGAUUUAUCCUCCACUGAAAUUAGGAAACGACUUGAGAAGUAAAUGUCGCAGUAGCUUUAGACCAAAGCAUUGGCUUCUGCCUGCCUCCAACAUAUGAUUCUGAAAGAAAAGAAAAGCAUGGCUGCUGACUUGCCUGGGUGAAUAAAAGGCGAUACAAGAACUAGAGUAUCCAUCCAUAAGUAAUGUUUAUCUUAAACUUUAAAACCUGCAAGCGUGUGAGUGUGUAUAAGAUUUAAAUUGGUGUUUUAUAUAUAUUCAUUAUUGGAAUAUGGAGGUGAUCUCUUUGAUUAGAAACCAUUCGUUGAAUUGAUAAUAUUAAGAUGAAAUUUGUAGAUGGGAACAAACACAUAUGGGUGGUAAGAGGAAGAGGAAGAGACAUCUAAUCUUGAUGUGACUUGCCCAACCAAACAAACGCUGUCAUGGCAACAUGUCAACCACUGAAAUUUAAAAAAAAUUAAAAAAAAACCCAGAUAAGAAGGCCCUGGGUGGAAAAAUAUAUUCGUGAUCAUGAUAAGCACACUCGUGUGUAACUGUAAUGGAAAGCAACUUUUAUCUUUGAAAUAAGCAACAAUUCAAUUAAUCAUAGCCGAGAAAAAGGAAGAAAUCAAGAGAUGAAACCACUGAUGCUGAUGCUCUGUUUCUGAUCAAGCACCGCAGCCUGCGCUGCAGCCUGCAGCGGCGCACGUAGCGCCGUGGGUACCAGUGGCGGAGGAGGCUUUGUCUUUGGGAACACCAUCUGCACAGGAGAAGAUGAUGGCUGAGAUAACAGCAAAGGUGACGAAAGCUGCCCACAAGAACAGCAUCAGAAAAGCUGCACUGCUGCUGCUUAAACUAAUCUCCUCACUCCCACUACCUCCAUCUCCAUGCCCUCUUCUUGCCAACAACUCUUUCCAGUCCCUCACCAUACGUAAUAUGAUAUGGCUAUCUUAUCUGCCUCCUCUUUCUCUCUGUCUGUCUGUCUGUCUCAGUCUGUGUGUGUGUGCGCAGAAAUGGCUGAUAAGGUUUUUCGAAAAAGGCUUUGAAUUGAUGAUAAGCUGACUCACUGCUAUAAUAUUAUCGAUAAGACUCUGUUUCCUUCUUUCCUAGGACGGCAAGAAUCAUUUAUAUCCGAUGCCCUCGUAUCAUAAUAUUGUGGCCAAUCACACACUUCACCGUGUUGGAGAUGGAGACGUGUAAAUAAAUAUAGCAUAUAUACUGUAUGGUAUAUAUAUAUGGUCAACCCAAAUUGUGAUAUGAGAUUUAAGUAGAUUUAUUA